GCAUCAUGAAGUGAAGCAUGCGCCUUGUCAUUUUCCGUCAUUGGUUGAUUAAAGAUUUUAAAAUUAUAAUAUUCGGGUAAUCGGGGCAUUGCUCAAGUGUUGUAUUGUGAUAAGAACCUUAUACCGUUGUAGUGAAAAACCUAAUGUGCAUUUAAGUGAAAAAAUAUAAAUAUACAAUAUGCUUAUUAAAGAAUAUCGAGUUACACUUCCUUUAACAGUUGAAGAGUACCAAGUGGCACAAUUGUAUUGCGUGGCGGAGGUGUCCAAAAAUGAAACAGGCGGCGGCGAAGGUAUUGAGGUCAUUAAAAAUGAACCCUUCAAAGACUUCCCUUUGCUCGGUGGGAAAUACUCAUCGGGUCAAUAUACAUAUAAGAUUUACCACUUAGCGUCGAAGGUGCCCGCAUUUAUCCGGCUGCUGGCCCCCAAAGGCUCUCUCGAGGUGCACGAAGAGGCGUGGAACGCGUACCCCUAUUGCCGGACUGUACUCACUAAUCCCGGCUACAUGAAGGAGAACUUUGUUAUUUGUAUAGAGUCCCUACACUUACCUGACGUCGGCGACCAGAAUAAUGUUCACGAACUAUCAGCAGAGAAGUUAAAGAGCCGCGAAGUUGUCCAUAUCGAUAUCGCAAACGACCCUCUGCCGUCCGCCGAUUACAAGCCGGAAACCGACCCGACUAAGUUCAAGUCGUCGAAGACGGGACGCGGACCCCUCGUUGGGCCUAACUGGAAGAAUGAUGUCAAACCAGUUAUGACAUGCUACAAGCUUGUUACCGCAGAGUUCAAGUGGUUUGGUCUUCAGAGCAAAGUUGAAAAUGUGAUUCAAAAGUCGGAGCGACGGCUUUUCACCAUCUUCCAUAGACAAGUGUUCUGUUCGAUGGACGACUGGUACGGUAUGACGAUGGCGGACAUCCGCGCCAUCGAGGACCGCACCAAGGAGGAGCUGGAGAAGCUCCGCCGCGAGGGCGAGGUGCGCGGCAUGCGCGCCGACAACGAGUAGACCUCGGGACACGCCCUCCUCUACACCAUUCUCAUAAACAGACACUGUACAUUGUAACUAACUAACCCCUGAACCCUUAAAUACAUGAUGCAUUUAUACUUCAGUAUUUUCCACACCCAAAUAAAAAAAAAAUUCUUUAUUUUUUCUCUUGAUAUCUUUUUAAUUUACAACCCGUUUCAAUUUAGGGUAUUUUAGAAAAAAUCAUGCAUUUAAGGGUUAGCCAAAUUCGAUCUUCAAAUGUGCUAUCGGCGUAGCCACACACUUGGAGCCUCUAAGUAGUAACUAGCAAAUUACCCGCGGUUUUAAACAGGUUUUUUUUUUUAAUUUUUACAUAUAUGUAUCACUUUGUCAAUAUCUUCCUCCGUAUCCUAUUCCUGUAGAACCAGGUUUUUGUCCUCCAAAUAAAUCUAUCAACACUCCCUUCAUCUAUCUACCCCUAUAUAUUUUUUUUAUAUAUAAAAUAUCUAAAACACUUUAUUGCUCAUCUAAACAAAAUCAUCCAUCCAAAAUAGAUUUUUUUUAGAUUGCAUUUUUAUUUGUAUCGAUUGUAGUGAAAUUUAUGGAUUUUUUUUUUUCAGUUAGUACCUAGAUCAUUUUUUAAGUUUGCUUAACUACCUUACAGGUUCUAUUGGCUACGUCUAUUACACUACUAGGGGUCUAGAAUUAUCGCCAAUAGGGGUUUGGCUCCUAAUAAAUUGAAAUUUCACCAAUAAAAUUGUAUGAAGUUUGUCGUUGAGAAUGUGUCGUGGGCGUUGUUUGUUGUCUCGCUCCCGCAAUGCCCGAGCCUCGACUUGUGAUUGCAUAUUGACUUAACAAAGUCCUGCUCAUUAACUAAUAACAUCUUAGUACCCUAUCUAUUUUAGAAUCCAACGUGGCGUCGCGCUUUAUUAGUAAAUUUUUAUAUUUAUUUUGAUCAUAGAUUGCGUAAAACUCAUCUCAAGUUGUACGCAUUCUAUAUAGGCAUAGUCUAUGGAAAUUAUUGUUUGAAGCGUUUAAAAAAAAAAACAUUGUAUAUUUAUGCGAUCUCAGUCGAAGCGGGCAUGGUUGAUUAGCAAAAUAAUUCACAUAUGAGAAUAUUUACGUCUGUAGUCAGUGGUUAUAGGUAGUGUUGUUACCUUUCAGAAUUACCAUUAAAAUUUUGAAAAUAUUACUCUUUAGCAACGAUUUUGAUGGAGUUAUGUCGUUUUUAGAUCGGAUUUUUCGCUGUUUAGAUAAAGUUAUUAUUUAAGUGAAUAAACCUGUCUUGGGCGGGUAUUAUUUGGCUGUUGUAUUAUAAAUUAUCAUAGAUUUAAAGCAGUUCAUGUCGCUUAAAUUGCAUAAGUGUCGGUGCAAUUCUUUUUGUGGCAACACUAACGUCAAUGUCACGGGUGUUACAAGGUGAAACUAUCAAAAUCGGUUGUCGGUUUGUAUGUGCUAUUUUUGUUGCGAAUUGAAUUUUAUUAUUGCAACUGCAUGUUUUAUUAUAUAAGUUUGUUGUUUUAACAAAUCAGUAUUUUUUUUCUUAAUAUUUGUGUGACAUUCCAGAUACUAUACUGAUGUAGAUUUUGAAUUAUCGUUUUGCCAAAUAAGAGAUGUAAUCAUUCGCUCUCUUUUAGUAUGAAAUAUUCCAUAUUGAAGCUGCAAUUUGUGCAUAAUAUAAGAAUCUAAUAUAUUUAUACAAAUUGUGAAAACAUCUGUUAGAAAAUUAUAGUUUGUAUUUUUUUAUGUUCCUUUAAAUGAAUUAAACCAUAUUAAGGCGGUAACUUGAAUUCUCACAGAUUCAAAAGUCAUUUAGUAUUUUUUUUAUUAGAAUUCGUCGAUGGGGUUUCAUAGCGAUUCACGCGUAAUACAACGUGCACAAUAACACGGCACUUGUCAAAUGCACCCGAUCACCCUACUGCCCUAUUCACAGCGAUAGACCAAAGCUGUGACGUCACCAGACCCAGCUCGCAUGUUAUUGUGCACGGGUUGUAAUAACAGCAUGAUUUUUUUUCCUGGCAGUCUUUCGUAGUUUAGACAAGACCCGCUUUUAGCGUUGCAUAGUGCUUUUUAUUUUUUGUUUUUAUAUUUUUCUAAAGUUCUUAUAUAAAUGUAAAGUACUUAAUUUUCUUAAAACUUUACAUUUUACGUCGCUACGUAGUAACGAUGUUUUUAGCUCUUUUAAUGGUCUUACGGCUGCGACACUUGCUUUUCUAUUUGUAAAGUCCAAUCACACAAUUAAAAAUAUUUUCAUUAUAACGGUGCAAGAGUAUGAAUUGGGCUUAUUAAUAAGUAAUAAAUAAUUGAAAUUGAUUGAAAGCUUCCCGCUUUGAUAUUGUUAAAGCUUUUUUUUGUUGCGGUUACCAAAUAAAAUUAAGUACACUUCCAGACUUUUA
Molecule: messenger RNA, 3351 nt
Organism: Papilio polytes (common Mormon)
Lineage: Eukaryota; Metazoa; Arthropoda; Insecta; Lepidoptera; Papilionidae
Gene: vib
Product: phosphatidylinositol transfer protein alpha isoform
Exons: 8
Coding region: 179-997 (272 amino acids)
Biological process (GO): phospholipid transport
Cellular component (GO): cytoplasm
Molecular function (GO): phosphatidylinositol binding; phosphatidylinositol transfer activity; phosphatidylcholine binding
Source: RefSeq, a predicted model, not a curated record